Messenger RNA from Fibroporia radiculosa, 978 nucleotides. RefSeq lists its product as uncharacterized. Bases 1 to 978 code for a protein of 325 amino acids. Gene Ontology annotation, cellular component: nucleolus; U12-type spliceosomal complex. The transcript is spliced from 5 exons. The record is from RefSeq and is a predicted model, not a curated record. Gene Ontology annotation, molecular function: RNA binding. Gene Ontology annotation, biological process: positive regulation of mRNA splicing, via spliceosome. Lineage: Eukaryota; Fungi; Basidiomycota; Agaricomycetes; Polyporales; Fibroporiaceae.
AUGUCUCGACCUCAGGAUGACCGGAACCAGGAAGCAACGGUUUAUCUCGGAAAUCUCGAUGAACGCUGCUCAGACGCACUUGUCUGGGAGUUGAUGUUGCAGGCAGGCCCGGUCGUCAAUGUCCAUCUUCCAAAAGACCGCAUCUCCAUGGCCCAUCAGGGAUACGGCUUCUGUGAGUUUUUGACCGAGGAAGAUGCGGAAUAUGCUUGUAAAAUUAUGAACCAAAUCAAGCUAUGGGGAAAACCCAUCAGAGUUAACAAGGCAUCUUCUGACAAAAAGCAGCUGGAUGUCGGUGCAAACCUAUUUAUUGGAAAUCUGGACGAAAAUGUCGACGAGAGACUUUUGUAUGAUACGUUUAGCGCAUUUGGUGUCAUGGCUACUACUGCGAAGAUUGCUCGCGACCCAGGAUCCGGGAAGUCAAAAGGCUAUGGUUUCGUGUCGUUCACUGAUUUCGAAUCCUCUGAUGCCGCUAUCGAGUCUAUGAAUGGGCAGUUCCUGAUGAACAAGGCCAUCACUGUCCAGUAUGCCUUCAAGAAAGACGGUAAAGGCGAACGCCAUGGAACACCUGCAGAGCGUCUUCUGGCUGCACAGGCCCGCAAGAACAACGCGCUCCCAGUCUCCGCACGGCCUCCGCCUGCCCCCAUAGCGUUUGGGGCACGUCCCCCGAUGCCUGGCUUCCAGGGCCCAUAUCAAGGCCAAUUCGCUGGCGUCCUGGCAGCGCAACCUCCUCCUCCACCUGGUUUUGCGCCUCAACAGACCAUUGGCCCACCUGGGAUGCAAAUGGGCAUGCCUGGGAUGCCACCACCUGGGAUGCCGAUGGGCAUGCCUCCUCCACCGCCCAACAUGGCCAUGUACAACGUGCCGCCCGGCUUUGCGCCGCCGCCGCCGCCUCCAGGAUUCAUGCCCCAAGGCAUGCCUGGCAUGGUACCACCCAUGAUGCCUCCUCCUGGCCCACCGCAACAAGCUUAUAUGGGCUGA